Messenger RNA from Pseudogymnoascus destructans, 1197 nucleotides. RefSeq lists its product as uncharacterized. Gene Ontology annotation, molecular function: DNA-binding transcription factor activity, RNA polymerase II-specific; RNA polymerase II cis-regulatory region sequence-specific DNA binding. The record is from RefSeq and is a predicted model, not a curated record. NCBI's taxonomy places the organism in Eukaryota, Fungi, Ascomycota, Leotiomycetes, Thelebolales, Thelebolaceae. Gene Ontology annotation, cellular component: nucleus. Bases 1 to 1197 code for a protein of 398 amino acids. Gene Ontology annotation, biological process: regulation of transcription by RNA polymerase II. The transcript is spliced from 2 exons.
AUGACUAUGGCCAUAGACCAUCAACAGCGUCAAUUUGGCGCUCUGAACUUCGAUCACAUGCCUUAUAAUCACUCGCCGCAUUUCACAAACCCGUGGAGUGCAUCCUCGGCGCCUCCUCACCAUAGCCUGUAUUCUUCAUCACACGACCUGAACCCCAUCAGCUUGGACUCGAUACCCAAGGAACCGCCGGCAAGACUUGGCUCGCACGCCUCCUCCAUGCCACCAUACGCCUCCGCCCCUCACACUUCAGCUUCCGCAGGUAGCGCACCCAUGGGGACUGUUUACGGGCACCAGCAGAUGCACAGCUUGCCGCAAGACGUGAUGAGCCAGAACCGUGUCCAGCCGCCCAAUCCCGCCUACGGCAGCAGUGUUUCCUACUCGAGCGGAGGCUCCUCCCACCCAACCUACGCAACCUCUACGCCAUACGAUUCCAUGGGCUAUACUGCGGCGCCAGUACGGUCGACCUAUGCGCUCCAGCAGCAAGCACAGGCGGACAAUUCGCGGAGACUAUCACAGCCGUCAGUUGCCUCAAGUUCCCUUCUCACAACCGCAACCGAGAAUGAACGUCGGCGUCAAAGCUCCCUUAUUGACUUCAAUAGCAGAAGUGUGAGUUCCGAGACGACCCGAGACUUUGGUGAUGCGAUCAACGCGAGCCGUGGGAUGAUCGCUAUGAGCCAGAACACCACCCCGCGCAACAUCUAUGGACCCAAUGCACGCAACGGGCGCGGAUCGGGCGACGCCUACGGAUUCCCUGCCACGCACUCCACAAACUCGUCCAUAUCUUCUUCUGGAACUUAUCCAGCUUAUUUUGGUGGUUCUGUCGAUUCGUCUCUCAGCGACUAUUCUAAUACCGGAUCAGAUAUCGAGGCCGCCUCGUCGAGGACGCUCCCAAGGCCCCCUGGGUUUAUGGGCGGAGGAGCUCCCCCCGCUCCUUCGUCCAUGAUGGGCCAAUUCAGCUCCAAGGUCUCAUCCAGCACGCAGAAGAAGCACAAGUGCAAAGUGUGUGAUAAACGCUUUACACGCCCCAGUUCGCUCCAGACGCACAUGUACAGCCACACUGGCGAGAAGCCUUUUGCGUGUGAGGUUGAAGGAUGCGGUCGUCACUUUUCAGUCGUCUCGAACCUGCGCAGGCAUCGAAAGGUGCACAAGGGAGGAGCGCCUUCUGAAGCGGGAUCCGACGACCAUCACUCAGAAUAA